AUGAACCUACUAGAUCUCCCACGCGAGAUCCGCGACGACAUAUACACCUACCUCUCCGCACCAUCAGCCAACAAACACACCACCAAUGACGGCACCACCACAACCUACAACUAUACCCACUUCAACCUUUUCCUCACAAACCGCCAACUCUACCACGAAGCCCGCCGCAUCUUCCUCGAACAAAACACAUUUGUAAAAAUCACCACGCCUUUUCCGCAGUCAAGGGUACAGGUUGCUUCAGAUGGCGUGCCUAUUGUUGCCGAGGCUGCAGAGGGGUUUAGUCUGCAUAGAUUGGGUGUGGUGAUUACAUUGCCCUCGGCAGAGGUGGAGACGGUGGAAGAUACGUUUGUUAUACAUAUCGAUGACUUGGGCACGUUUUGCGAUAGUUGGAUGUACUCUGCGGUGGAAGUGAAAGAGUUGAAUCCACAUUUGGCGCUGCAACUUAUAUUGGAGGAACCUUUGGCUGCAACAGCUUUGGAUGAGAGUACAGCUGUAGAGAAAAAGGUGUUGAGGACAUUGCAGGAAAGGUUACUUCAUCCUUUUGGACGCAUCAAGAAUCUACUGAGGGUGGAGGUUACUGGUGUUCCUCUGCCUGACGAUACAGUCAUUGCCGAGAUGGAGAGAUUGAUGGCCAUACCACUAGAAUCACCUGCCCAACGCCUCAUCCUCGCCACCUCACACAAAGACGCAGGGAACGUGGCCUUGAAAGCAGGUCAAACACUCUCAGCACUAGAACACUACCGCAAAGCCUGGAAAGCCCUUUUCAUUGUCGUCAAAGGCCGCCACCGCAAAACCCACGGCGAAGGCUACUUUGAAGAGAUCCUCACGGAGCCGCCAUUCGAGGGCCAACAUGGCAGUAUGGUGGCUAUUGUGUUGCGGGUGCGGCUUGUGGCAAACACAUUACUUGCAUAUCUAAAUCUCCACGAGUGGGAUACAGCAGUGCAUAUCGGGAUGAGGACGAUUAAUAUGAUGAGAGGAGGAAGGGAUAAUCUAGAGCCUGAUGAGGAGGCUUCUAAUGGGUGGAUUGCUGGGCCUGAGAUGGGAAAGAUUUACUAUCGCACUGCGUUGGCGUACAAGGAGAUGGAUGACAAGUAUGAGGCGAGGAGGCUGUUGAAGGUUGCGGUCUUGUAUUUGCCGAGAGAUACCAAGGUUCGCGAGUUGAUAGCAGAGUGUGCACUGAGGCUGGGAUAG
Molecule: messenger RNA, 1191 nt
Organism: Aureobasidium vineae
Lineage: Eukaryota; Fungi; Ascomycota; Dothideomycetes; Dothideales; Saccotheciaceae
Source: the annotation of a GenBank genome assembly